AUGCCAGACUCCGAUGCUCCCUUCUUGCACUCCACUGACGGAAGAAGACCUUUAAGCUUGAAAGAGUUGAAGGCAUUUAUCGUGAGCGAUCAGGCGAAGCGCUCCGCGAGCGGUUGUCAGGGGACGGUGAUGUUACUAGAGGGGACGCUCACGUGCGACGUGCGACGGCGCGGCUGUCUUCGUGAUCUAUUCUUUUGCAGCAUGGGUUGA
This is a messenger RNA of Durusdinium trenchii, 210 nucleotides long. NCBI's taxonomy places the organism in Eukaryota, Dinophyceae, Suessiales, Symbiodiniaceae. The record is from the annotation of a GenBank genome assembly.